AUGCUAGGCCAGCCGGUAGAGGCCCUGCAGGGCCACCAGGAGCUCCAGGGGCCAGAGGCCCAGCGGGACCUGCUGGGCCUGCAGGGCCUGCUGGGCCUCCGGGGCCUGCUGGGCCUCCAGGUGGCCCAGGUCCUGCAGGACCUCCAGGCCCCCCAGGUCCUCCAGGAGGCCCAGGCCCUGCAGGUCCUCCAGGCCCCCCAGGCCCUCCAGGCCCCCCAGGUCCUCCUGGUCCCCCAGGACCCCCGGGUCCCCCAGGACCCCCAGGACCCCCAGGACCUCCCGGAGGCUAAACCUGUUUUGUUGACUGGUGAUACAGAACAUGCUUCUAACACUGAAGUGUUAGAAGGAGUCUUUAUCAACCACAUUGGUGGGAUUCUGGCUACAAGCAGCAGCAAAGAAGUAAAUAACAUAUUACGCCUGUUGCAAAGGUAUAUAGCCAUCGGUAAUACUCCACAGCAAGCUCAGUCUCGGCAAAGAGCUGUACUGCCUCCAGCAAAGCUGGUUCCAGAUCCAAACCUACCAGGAAAUCAGCCUCCAAAUAUGAACUUUCCUGUCAUCAGCCUACCACAGAAUCAGGUGUUCCCGAUAGAUAUGAAUUUCCUUUCUACUCUCCUAGGAAUAUUAUCCACAAUGCAAACAUUGCCUAUAGUUGGUGGAGGAAUGACUGUACCACAGCAGCUACCGCCAGGGCAAGCAAUGCUGCCAAUUAUAGUUACACAGAUGGGACCACAGGGUGCAGUGCUCAGCUCUGAGGAAAUGUCACCUUCACAGUUUUUCACUGGGCUUCUCGUUCCUGGCAUGCAAGGAGCUAUGUUCCCUUCAGGCCAAGCUGAACCCCCUCCUGACGGUCAAGAUGGAUUUCUUCCAGUGGGCCAGGCCAAUCCCGAAGGCACGGCAGCAGGCAUUCAGAAGGUCUUCCCCACAGCCACUGAUGGACUGAGUGAGAUUCCAGGUGAAUUGUACCCAACUCCCUCUGGCUUCAGACAGCCAGAUGCUGGUACAAGUGGCAUGUUUGUAGAACCAACUGCGGACAUCAAUAUGGAACCAAGUGAGCUUCGGGAACCACCCACCUCUCUUGUAAAAUUCGAUAUGGGUAACAUGCAGAGUCCUCACAAUCUCUCUCAACCACUUGUGAGAGGAGACAGCCACAUACCCAUGAACACUGCAGCUAGUAAGCCUCUGAAUGUGCCCUGA
Molecule: messenger RNA, 1194 nt
Organism: Thamnophis elegans (Western terrestrial garter snake)
Lineage: Eukaryota; Metazoa; Chordata; Lepidosauria; Squamata; Natricidae
Gene: AMTN
Product: amelotin
Exons: 10
Coding region: 1-1194 (397 amino acids)
Biological process (GO): positive regulation of enamel mineralization; odontogenesis of dentin-containing tooth
Cellular component (GO): basement membrane; cell-cell junction
Source: RefSeq, a predicted model, not a curated record